This is a messenger RNA of Pisolithus orientalis, 1086 nucleotides long. RefSeq names its product TIM21-domain-containing protein. NCBI's taxonomy places the organism in Eukaryota, Fungi, Basidiomycota, Agaricomycetes, Boletales, Pisolithaceae. The record is from RefSeq and is a predicted model, not a curated record. Gene Ontology annotation, biological process: protein import into mitochondrial matrix. Gene Ontology annotation, cellular component: TIM23 mitochondrial import inner membrane translocase complex. Bases 1 to 1086 code for a protein of 361 amino acids. The transcript has 5 exons.
AUGACGAUCCCAUCGUUUAGUCUACGGCCUCUGGGCUCUCGGUUCCUUCUCGGAAAUCCUCGCCGUUUCUUCAUAGUCGCAUUUUCGGGUAGAAAUAUACGAGAACUGCAAGGAACAUGCAGGCAAUACGCUACCCGUCACAACACUGCACCGUCGCCCCUCCUUAAUUCUGCUCUCGACCGGAAACAGCGUUCUGCGGAUUUUCAGCGUGAGGAGUCGGUCGGUCCAUUUCAGCUCGGUAUCUCCCCCCAACACGGAAAGAGAGUGAAACGAUGGUCUGAAUUGAGUACAACUGGGAAAGUCUUACGCACAACCCAACGGACGACAAAUCUGACGGUCAUACUGCUUGGCGCCGGUCUGUCUGCUGUGCUUCUCUAUGCCCUGACAUCCGAACUUUUCUCCAAAAAUUCGCCAACGGUGCUCUACAAUGAAGCAUGCGAACGCAUCAAGUCGUCCCCUCAGGUCGCGAGGUACCUCCGUGCUCCUCUUACGUUCCAUAAUAACCCCCCUUCUGCUAUUCGCCCGCGCCAUCGUCACCGACAUGUUGCGUCCCAAAUCGCAGUGGAUUCAUCAGGACGUGAACACAUGUUCUUGAGCUUUUACGUUCAAGGGUCAUCCUCAACGUCCUCUGCCCCAGAUGAAGAUAAAUCCCAGUGGGUCUUGGACGAGCUCACCUACGACGAUAUCAAGGAAAAGGUCUGGUCCUUGGCCGAUUCGACGAAGCGCGCCUUUCGUUUUCUGAGUGGAGACGUCGUUCUUCCAAGAGAGGUUCCUCAUCCCGUCGAUGAAGAAAAACAAGAAGAGAGAGAAAGAAACGAGGAGCGCUCAUUGUGGGGGAUCACUGGGCUUUUCAAAGGGUUGCGAAGAUGGCGACCAUCUGGCGAGGCUAGUAUGGACACCGACGUAGUAUGGACAGAAGGUGAAGUACACGCCGAGCUGGUGCGGAACGACGAUGGCUACUUCACGUUCCGGUACCUGCUCAUUGACAUUCCAAGCUCAGAAGCCCGUAACUCGCUCAGGGUAUACGUCGAUAAAGCACCAGACGUCCGAGAAAAGGAGCCUAUUGUGCGGUUCCACACCUCAUAG